AGCCGAUGUGGGGAAGCCCAUCACCCAUGAAUCGUGCGCACGUGGCACCGACGCACGGGGCGUUCUGCGUUGCUGGGGUUUGGUGGCGCUGCAUCGUGCAUGCUAUCCAAUCGGAAUCUAAGGGAGUCUGGCAGGGGGCGCGUCGACUGAAGUGACGCCUGAGUGCAGGUGGUGAAGACUCUACAUACAGCACAGCGACGGAACACGAAUGCCGUUGAGAGUCGAAUACCGGUGGUUGCGGCACGAGAUGGAGUCCCCCGCUGUGGAGAGCGAGAACGCUGUUUCAAAGACCUCUCCGCCGCAUCUAUGCAUCUAUCGAUGCGUCACGUACCAUAAACUGACAGGAUGGAUUUUCCCGGUGUCGCUUUGAUCACAGGGGCAGCAUCUGGAAUCGGUCGCGAAACCGCUCUCCUUUACGCCAGAGAAGGCUGCAAAGCCCUCACAAUCGCCGACCUCAACGCCGCCGGCCUUGAAGAGACCAAAAAGAAAAUUGAAGCCAUAAACCCCGACGCCAAAGUUAGGAUAGCCGUUUGCAAUGUCACAGACGAAGCCGCCGUGCAGAGCAUGGUCGACGGCACCGUUGAGCAAUUCGGCCGCCUCGACUAUGCCGCGAACGUGGCAGGGAUGAUCUUGCUAGGCGUGCAGACGGCCGACAUGAGCACCGACUUCUUUGAAAAGCAUUACCAGGUCAAUUUGCGGGGCCUGUUCUUCUGCGAGAGGGCAGAGUUGCAAGCGAUGUUGAAGCAGGAGCCGAUUACGUCGAAAGACUCCAAGUAUCCAGCGCGGGGGGCCAUUGUGAAUGUCUCGUCCAUGUCGGGGUUAGUAGCUUCGCCGGAUAUUCCGGCGUACGCUGCUAGUAAAUUCGGAGUCAUUGGGCUAACCAAGUCUGAUGGUAUGAACUACGGCAAAAAGCUCAUCAGAGUUAAUGCGGUUGCUCCAGGAGCAGUUGCGACGCCUAUAUUAGCUAAUUCAGGCAACAAAGCCUCUGCCACUCCGCUGAAGGACUCGGCGUCUAUGGAUAAUGGGUUGGGGCGCUUUGGAGACCCAGAAGAGCUGGCGCAGUGUAUUGUCUGGCUUACGAGUGGCCGAGCUAGCUACGUGACUGCUUCAACUGUAGUUGCGAAUGGUGGACAGCUGGGGGGAUAGUUCGUCAAA
Mytilinidion resinicola is the source of this 1155-nucleotide messenger RNA. RefSeq names its product oxidoreductase. Lineage: Eukaryota; Fungi; Ascomycota; Dothideomycetes; Mytilinidiales; Mytilinidiaceae. The coding region runs from base 346 to 1146 and encodes 266 amino acids. The record is from RefSeq and is a predicted model, not a curated record. The transcript has 3 exons.